Messenger RNA from Chenopodium quinoa (quinoa), 1749 nucleotides. RefSeq lists its product as uncharacterized. Bases 533 to 1021 code for a protein of 162 amino acids. The transcript is spliced from 9 exons. The record is from RefSeq and is a predicted model, not a curated record. Lineage: Eukaryota; Viridiplantae; Streptophyta; Magnoliopsida; Caryophyllales; Amaranthaceae.
UAUAUAUACCUAGUGAUGAUGAUAUUGCUACACUAUUGUGUUGUCCCAAACUCAAUGUAGUUAGUUCCUCCAGUAAAAAAAAAAUGUAGUUAGUUCCGGGUCGUGAUGGGCCGUUACCAGGUAGGGACACGUAUGUCCAAUACCAGGGGCAAAUCCGUAAAAUCUCGUUAAUAAUAGGACGGUAACUACGACGGUAACUUUUGGUUGUUACUGUUGUUACUGCGACUGUAAAAAUCAUUUGUUUUCUCUCUCUAGAAUUUUCAGCCCUUCCUUUUCUCUCUGUAAAAAGGAUCUCAUCGGGAAACGUCAUCGGAAUUCCAAACCCAAAUUUAGCCAUAAAUUAAGCGAGUCUUGAUCGGAAAACGGCCCGAAAAUCGUCGAAUUAGGCUGGGUUGGUUGCCGUUUAGAUAAAGGGUUGAGGUGUUGUCUUCUUUUGGUGUCGUUGAAGAGAUCUGGGCUAAAGUUGUUCGUUGUUGUAGAAGGUAUAUCUGUUGUCGGUUGUCGAUACACCUCGCAAAACACUAGGUUGAGCAUGGCAGGUGGCGGAAGCAGGGGCGGUGGAAGGGGUGGUCGAAGCGGUGGUAGAGCAGGACGUUCUCGUGGUAUAGUCGAAAAGAAUGUAGGAGAAGAAAUAAUCGAUGAAGAUGAGUUAGAAUCUCUUGGUACGAAGCAGAAGGUUUGCAAGAAAAUUGAUGAUGCUGUCUGCCGGGACAAUAAACUUAGUGAAGGAGGAAAGAUGAAGGAAAAUGGUAAAGUAAUUCAAAGAAUGAAGGAGGAGCUCAAAAGGCCUGAAAACAUAAAUUGUCGGGUGGAGGAUUUUGGCAUGAUUCUAAAUGAGUUUUGUGAAAAGAAGAGGAAGAUAGUUGAGGAGAUGGGAUUUUCUGGACUGUUUGGUUUAGUGGACAGACAACUUCCUAGGGAGUUGUGUUAUUGGCUUGCUACGAGGGUUGAUGUACCCUCAUACUGCUUGGUAACACCCGAUGGGCUGGAGUUUACAUUUGACCCCAUUCAAGUCCAUUAGGUUCUAGGGAUUCCAAAGGGUCAUUUGCCGGUUCCGAAGGUAGCCGUCGAUGAAGAUUUGAAGCAUUUUCUUAAAGGUGUACUUGCGCGAUUCAGUACGACUUCCCCUACCAAUGUGAAAGGGAUAUCGAGGAAAUACCUAGUAUAGGCAGUAGAAGAUCCACUUGAAGAUGUGUUUGAGUUCAAGGUUGCUUUCUUGCUGCUAGCCCUUGUGAAUAUUCUGUGUCCUACUACCUGGUAUAGGCUCUGUCCUAAGUUACUCCCAGCAGCAAUUGCAGCAGUGGACCCUCAGUCUUAUGACUGGUGUUCCUUAGUGCUUGAAAAACUUAUGUAUUCAGUUUCAAGCUUUGCAAGGAGUGUCUAUCCUUCAGGGUUUUCAAAGGGUUGUGAAGGAUGCACAAUUUUUCUUGCGAUAAUGUAUGUUGAUCGUUUGCGAAGGCCACCUGUCAAAUGGGGGGUAUUUCCUCGGUUGAAGGCCUGGUCAGAAGUUGAAAUUAACAAGGCAAAGAAGGCUGAUCGCAUAAGCCGCGGAGGUGACUUUGGGAAGUUAGGUUGUGUCAAUGCGUCUUAUGGAAGGCCACAUGAAAGGGCUGCAUUGGACCGUAUGCUUGUGAAAAUAAGUGUUAUGGCUGUAGAGAUUGUUGAAGUGUUAAUGCAAGCUGUUGAUAUAGAAGAGGAGGAUGUAGGUGGAGGGGAUCUUAUAUCCACUCAAGGAGUGAAAAAGCGUCC